Linnemannia hyalina is the source of this 807-nucleotide messenger RNA. Lineage: Eukaryota; Fungi; Mortierellomycota; Mortierellomycetes; Mortierellales; Mortierellaceae. The record is from the annotation of a GenBank genome assembly.
AUGAUCUUCUCAACCACAUACACAACAAUCCUGGCCACCACCGCCUUGGCCCUCCUCACCCUCUCCUCGAGCCCCAACGCCGUUGUCGAAGCCCACUCCUGGGCAGACUGCAUCAAUUGGAAGUUCAACAAGUCCGGCGGCAAUCAAGACUGGACCGACAAGGGCGGUCGUUGUAUCGGAUACGCCCGUCGCUUCCCUACCGGAAAGCCUUUCGGAUCCCUCGACGACGCCGAUCCCUCGCGCCAUUACCAACAGGCCGGAAACCCCAACACUGCCCUACCCUGCUCAGACCACAAGCAUGGUAAAGAUGUUGGAUCUGACGAGACCCGUGGCAACCCACCUUCGGCGGCUUAUGGCGGCAAGUACGGUCAGAUGACGGUUACGGCAGUGGGAGAUACCUUGUGUGUGAGGUGGCCUGCCAAGAACCAUGCUGAGAAAAAUGAGGACAAUACCAAGGUCCAGAUUAACCUGUCCAAGAACAUUGGAAAGGACCCAUCCCAGCAGGACCUGUUGAAGAACACGAUUGCGUUGUUGCCCUACAAGAACUGCAACCCCGGAUCCAACACGGAUAGGCGCGCUUGUGGUGGGUGCUUUAAGGUGCCUGUUCGUGCACAAGGAAUCUACCUCCUUCAGUGGCGGUGGAUGUUGAACCCGGGCGAGUGGUACACAUCUUGCGCUGACAUCCAAAUUGGAGGCAGCGGCAAAGCGAGCGGAUCGGUCUCCAAGAUUGUCAACAGCAUUGUCGCCAAGGGAAAGAAGGGCAAGGGAAAGAAGGGCAAGGGCAAGAAGGGCAAGGGCAAGCACUAA